CACGUAUAUACGCAAUCAAAUUUAUCUUUAAUCAUAAUAUUCUUUGAUUGUAAGAAAAAUAGUUUUCAGUUAAGUUUAUAAGGUUGUAAUAUUCCAGUUGGUAGAGAAUUCAAGUUCUGGCCCCUCACUACCUUUUAUGAAUUGUUUCUCCAAAUCUCGCUUUUCAUUCGUCGAUUAUACGGCGUCACCCAUAAUAGUCAAUUACCAUAAGCUGUGUAGAAUGAGUCAAUUACAUCACUGAAUAGAAAUAUUUAUCGAUUGCAUUUGUUGUAAUAUAGUUCCCCAGCUAUACAUAAUAAAGGAUUUAAUAACUAGUACUACACAUUGAGGUAACUAAUUUUCGCAAUUAUCCUAACAACUUGUUUGCAAAUUGAAAUGUUUUCACUCAAAAAAGAUUCUGUCAAAUCUUUUAAUAAUAAACCUUUGUUUGUAUCUCCUACUAGCUAGAAAUAAUUAUUUAACAACUGCUGAAAUGUACAGUCUGUACAUUUUUCAAAUCACAUUUCUCAGGUAUUUAAUACUGAAGUACAACAAAUUGAUGACUUAAAAUUAACUUAGAAGUUUAAAUAUAUUAUUUAAUGGUUUAUAAUUUUGUCGUGCAAACCAGGCAUCAUAGUUUAGAAGUUAUAAUAAGCAACGAAUUGGAGUUUAGACCUACAAUAUGUUUCCAAAUACCCUCAAAGUUUUAAUAUAAGCGGGGUUCGCAUUCUAUUUUAGAUAAGAAUGCAAAGCAUUCGUUGGAUAUGACUUGGAAGGGACCAAUGUGACCUUUUUUAAAAGAACAUUUAAACUGACAGAUGCGUUAUUCAAUGAUUUAUGAAAGAUAAAUUGCCGUUUUCAGCCAUAUUAAUGUGUGUCUGCCAGUGUUCUUGGUCUUGUGACUAUGGUUAUAUUGAGCACACAAAGCGUGCCGUUUCCUGAAGUGAGAUUUAUCUAAUACAGCUUUAUUAUUUGGCAGUGCUUGAAAGAAUCAUGCUUCUUAACUGAUGUCAGUUCAAAAAGUCAUGAAAUUUUCAAUUGUUAGAGAUAUUUGUUUAAGUUGCUUCGGAUAAUGGAAGUCAUAAUUCUGUUUGGAGAAUAAGACGUUGAGUAUAGUCAUAUGAACUUUUAUCGAUAAAUCUUUUCUUGAUAUUAAGCUUAUUCUAUUAAUCAAAAGGAAAUAAAGUUCAUCCAAAGUCGUUGUUAGCCGAAUGUGAUAAAUAUCCAGUCUACAGUAUAGAACUAUAAACUAUUUGUCGAAACCUCUUCACUUCAUUCAUCAUUAUUCCACUAUAUUCUUUAGAAAAGCGUGGUUAUUUUAUUUAUGGUUGUGACUUAGUAUAGCUAUUUUAUAUAGUCUCAUUGUAGUUAAUAUUUUGUUAAAUAACAAAAUAUCUUGCAAGUCCAUGAUCAAAAGAAGCGAUAAAUUGACUAUUGCGAGAACAGGCUCUACUUUCUCAUUGUAGAGAUUAUGUGACCGUUUCAUCUAAUGUGAUGACCGAUGUCCACAAAAACUGGACAGUAUAUUAGGCUUAGAGGCACAUUUCUCAGAAUAUUUGACUGGAUUUUGUAAAUGAUGCCAAAGGAUGAAUUUGAAGCUGAAUGUCCCUAAUCUAUUGCAUGUUACAGAAUAGAUGAUAUGACUAACCUGUUGCUGAAUCAUGCUUAUGGUUGUUUAUGAAUAGGAUUAAAAAAAGGUAUCGACAAAGGAUUUAUGUACCAGAAGAGCAGGUAAGCUGGCAUAUAUACACAUCAAAUUGGUCUGUCACGGGAUUCUAUCUUUCACUUGGUGGUAUAUAAGAGGGUAACUACAAUAGAUUUAACUAAUAUUUACUGUAAUAAACGUUCUAAAUGCCCCAUUCAUGACAAGAUCAUCUAUCCUGAUAUCAUACUAAAAUUGUGCUGAUAUUAAAAUCCCAUUAAGUUUAUUCAUUGUACUGUUUUUACUGUAAAUCAACUUCUUUAUUUCGAAUGUAUCAAUAGUUAUUAUUGAAAAUGUAAUAUAUUAUGCAUUUAUCUUAUUAUAAUUAAGGUUUUUUGAACAUUUAAAAAAAAUAAUGGAUGGCGUAUGAAUAUAUUUGCUAUUGAAAAUAUGAUUGGUUCGACGUUUAUAAUAGUCAUUAGGUGGUUUUUCAUUCAAGUCAAGAUGUCUCAAAGAGUAGGUAGUUUUUUCCUUAUGUUUAAUAUUGGGAUCAUUGAUAUGGUACUGGUAAAUUUUCAGUUCAAAAUGCUGUACUUAUUCUAACCAGGUUUUACUGACUGAUUUGGUUUAAUACCCCCAAAUUAGUGUAAUUCCAUACAGUUUCUAUUCGUGAGUUUAAUAGUUUCGUUCACUUCUAUUCUGUAGUAUUAGUUAUAAUGUAUGAUCACUUUGAAAAAAAGGGGUCAAAUAGACUAGAAAUAUAUUUUACUGAACUACAUUCAAAUAUGAAUGAUAGACAUGCCUUCUCAAGAUACUCUACAAAUUUUUACAUUUUCUUUAAACUGAUCGUCUUUUUCUUUAUGCUUUUGAACUUAGUAUCUGGGAUUAGUAGAAUAUCUGCUAGUAUAUUCCUCUUUUUCUGCCUUCUUUUGUGAAGUUAAUGAAGGGUUUUCGAUUAAUAAGGCGGUAAGUUUUUUUUAUUGACUAGCAAUCAACUCUGGGGUUCUUAUAUUUUGCUUUUUUCUGCCUUUAAAUCAAACAGUUUUCAGCUUCAAUAGUUGUGUAAUAUCAUUCAGGUGUCAUAUUAACCGUUUCUGUGUACCAUCAAGACAAUUUUAGUUUGCUUGCCUGUCUGAACUUUCAUAUCUUGUGUAUGAAUUACUUGUGUUAUUGUUAUCAUUAUGUAUUCCGUACUUAGUACUAUAAUCAUAUGCCAGUUAUUUCAAUAAACGUAAGUAGUUUCGUUGAGCAUAGGCUCACUGGUUCGAACGUUUGACAUUCAGCCACUAUGUUACCCCAUCGGAUUCUAAACUAUUUCCUCUUGGAAAACCAUAUAAUGUCACUAACUCACACGUAGAGUGUGCCUCGAAGCCAAGGACAUGAAGCUGUACUAUAAUAUUCUUUAUUGAUUUCAGUGAUCAACCAAUUCCGUUAACUGGAUCAUUCGUUUUUAUUGUUCUUUUUAUUUCAGCUCAACGGAUAUAUCAUCGUCCACCGGUAGUCAUGUUGUUCAUUCAUUAAAACCAAAUGUAGAUAGUAAUUUAACAAAAACUGUAUUGUUAGAUGAAAAUUUGGAAGUUCACUUACAUUCAAAUGUUUUACCUGAUUCGUCUCCAGAUUGUACAGCGACAACGACACCAUCUACCAUUUUGAUUAAUCCUUCGAGAAUCAACACUUUAUCGUUAGCUACAUCCAGUAAACCAGUCAACUCUGUUAUGGGUAAUCAACAUGAUACUCAUGUUCCUGUUUUUAAUGAUUCAUUUAAACCACCAAUGAAUGUCAAUGUUGAUAAAACAAGGAACGUUUCCGAUCAUAUGCCUCCGUGUUUAUCAUCAUCAAAAAUGAAAAUCGAUUCAUCACCGCCAACAUCUACACUUGCAACUGAUAGCAACGAUCAAAUUCCUAAUAAAGUUACUGAACCAAUCCGUUUACCCAUUUCUAUACCAAAUACUAGAAAUUCCACAUCUAUUUCUCUUGCUCCUGUUCCUCAUUCUUCUUCCCUGAUAACACCUGCUUUAUCGGAAAAUCCCCAAAUUAGACAACGUCAUAUUACUACGACUACUACUUCUACUACCACUAUCACCGAUAAUAACAAUAAUAUACCAGGUGCUACUGGUUCAAAGGUGUCUAGAUCAAAAUCACAUCGUUUAUCAGUAGUUAAAAAAUCUCAUCCAUGGAUGCGUUACACAUUUUGUUCACUGACAGUAUUUUUGAUUUAUUGGCUUUUUAAUGGUUUUCUAUUGGGUCUAACUGUUGGUUGUAUACUAACAUAUACAUUCAUUACAGUGUAUAAUUAUUUGCAUAGUCGUACAAACUAUUCUAAUCAAAUUCUCUGUCCAAUAUCAGGAUUGCCAUUAGAUCACUUGUGCUGUUCACUGCAUUAUCGACAAGAACAAGAGGGCCAGUACCAAGGUUCACAAUGGUGGCCAAUUUAUUCACCAGCUAUGCCAAAUUUAACUUCUAUUUUAACUAACAACGCGAACAGUACUAAUAAAUGUAUGCAGUUAAGAAAUUUGCCUAAUUUCACUGUACCAAAUAUGCUUGAAGAAGAUGUUAACAAGUCAACUAUCUCAGGUCCAUUGGGAAAUAGUUUAGGUUUUAAAUAUGACAAUAACGGACGGCCUGUAUACAAAGGGUGGUUAAAUGAGAUUAUUCAUUAUGAUCCCGAAACUCAUCAUAUUGGCAAAACAUUUUCCGUCUUCCUCACUCUUGAUGGUACACAAUUACGCCUACAGCGCCCAGAACAUAAUAUUACUCGUAGAUCUUUAUGGAAUGAUGAAAUCCCAUCAACUACAACUAUACGAUUCAAACAGCAGCAUAUUUAUGAUUUAACUAAUGCAACCGUUACACUUCUUCCAUGUGGUUUAGUCGGCAAACGUCUAUGGAGUAGGAAAUAUCCUAUUUGUAUUACCGUCCCCACUGAAAGUAGAUUCAAGCGUAAAAAUGAAAGACUUGAUUCACUACCAUCAUCGACAAGCUUUCCAAAUAUCAUAUUAUCUACCAGCUCUAAUAUACCAGUGAAUGAAACGUCUGACUUGUCAGUGGAUACAUCUAUUCCAUCAGCUGGAGAUAUGGAGUUCUCCGAUGAUACUACUAUCAAUGUGUUGCAAGCUUCAAGCAAAUCAAACGCGAAAAAUUUAUAUUUAUUCGGAAGAACAUGUCGCGAAAAAGAAACAUGGUACCGUCGACUGAAAGCUGCCUCAUUGGGCACACCUCUUAUAUGGACACCUCAGAUGGCUGUGCAACAUUAUCUUUUGGCUUCAGAUAAUAAUACUAGUAAUAAUAACGUUGGUUUACCGGACUACUUAAUUGGUACUGCCACAGCAACUUCUAAUACCAAUUCCAAUCACAAUGACAGCACGUUGAGUGAUGAUGAGAGUCAACCUGAUGGAAAUACAUCAUCAAAUCCGGUAACUUGUUGUGAUUCAACUGCCAGUACAGCUAAUACUGAUGUUGCUACCACUAGUAUUAAUAGUAACAAUAGUAAUAAUAUUCCCACUGGUUUAAGCAGUACAACCAAUACUAAUAACACUCAUUCAUCCAGUAUAAAUCUUUCAAAUUCUGGCGUUCCAAUACCUGGGCAUCGCGAACCAGUCUAUGUUUCGUAUGUCCGAUAUAUGGCUAAAUUUAUGCCCGCCAAUUGGCUUGUACGAAGUGCACAAGCAUUAAAAUUAAAUGUUAAUCAAAUUAGUUGUGAUACAAAUAUGAUAUGGCUUAAUGCAUUAACUGGUCGUUUGCUAUGGGAUUUUCUUCGUGAACCUUAUUGGUUAGAAAAGAUAAAAAAUAAGAUUCAAGCAAAGUUGAAAAAAAUACAUCUUCCUAAUUUCAUCAACGAACUCACUGUCGUUGACAUUGAUUUGGGCUCAGAAAUACCUGUACUAAGACGUAUCGGAUGUCCUUAUCUGGAUGCACAUGGUCUGUGGAUUGAAGUGGAUGUUGGUUAUGCUGGCGGAUUCUCAUUCGCUUUGGAAACAAGUGUUAAUUUAAUGAGAUGGAAUCAAAAACUUCGUGAAGAAAAAGAUAUUAACUAUUCAUCAGAUAAUUUUGCUCAAAAUUCACUAUCCAAUGAAUCUCUGCCAAAAGUUAAUUCUCGUUCGAUAACAAAAAUGGCCGCUUACUUAUCCGAUGAAGAGGACAGUGCUGAUUCAACAACUGACUCUGAAUUAGAUGAAAUGACUAACAUUAGUCAAAAUUCCAGUCCUAUAAAUAGUUUACGAACUGGGCGUAACUUACCAUCCACUGGAUUAAUCUUAGGUGGAAUAAAAUCCGGUGAUAAUGAACGUGGAAACCCUGAAGACAACAGUCCAGUAAAUUUACAACCUGUCUUACCGUCUCGUCGAAGAAUUAUACGUAUUGUUGAUCGUAUCACCAAAUCCUCAUAUUUUCAAAGAGCCGUUGAUACAAAACUAGUCCAGCGUGGUAUGGAACGUUUGUCAAACACACCAAUUAUAUUACAAGUUGAGAUACAAAUGUUAAGUGGGACACUUUUAGUCAAUAUCCCUCCACCACCCAGUGAUCGUCUGUGGUAUGGUUUUCGUCCUGUACCUAAUAUACGACUUAAAGCACGCCCUCGUGUUGGAGAAAAAGUUGUUACAAUGUCACGUAUAUUGGAAUGGAUUGAGAGAAAAAUGAUUCUCGAAUUUCAGCAUUUAGUUGUUUUACCGAAUAUGGAUGAUUUGAAAGUUGGGCUACUUUUAUCCGAUACUACAUCAGCAACGUAAAAAAUAUGACACUAAUUAUAAUCAAUGAUAUCAAAAUGGCUGGAGGAUUCGCUUUUAAUGAUCCCUAAUCAUUAUUACAAAGGGUUCCUAUGAAUACUGAUGUGAUCUAUGUGUUUCUAAUAUUAUCCCUUCUGGUCUGCUUUUCUCUGUUGUAUACGUUGUUAGUAUAUUGUAUUUUAUACAACUGCACUCACUCUAUCCUAUAUUUUAGCCUAUUAAAUUCAAAUGAAUCUAAACAUGACUUCUUUUUGUCACAUUUUCUAUCCUUCCUUUUUUCGUAAAUGUUCACAUAUAUUUGUCGGAGUGAAUAUGAAAUGAAUAAUACAUAACCAAUAAUCCCCAUUGGGAACAAUUUGGUGUUCCUUAUUCUUGAUGAUAUCUUGGGCACCUCUGUGAUCAGCAGUUUGUUUCCGUUUUAUACAAUUUCUUCGUUGUAUCGAAACUCAUGAUGGAUGAAGACUGGAUAUUAUAUAUAUAUAUUCCAAUUGUUGAAUAUUUAUUUUACACAGAAUGUAUGGACAGUUUUGUUAAGUGGAUUUAUUACCUAUAAUAUAUUGAAAAUCGGAACAACCUUUCAUUUCAUAUGUGGUUAGCAAUUUUAUUACUAUUCUUUUGGUUCUAUUUACCUAACUUUUUUUCUAUUGGGUGCUUUGAAUAAAUAGACCUGACAAUUGUUCUCAGUAUGUAGUGUUGCCGUCUUUGUAAGUACUUUUACUACUGUAAAACACAACAAUAGGCAGAACGUAUGUAUAUUUAUUGCGAGAAGUUACAAAGUAUUUGCAUAAUACAUAUAUAUAGUCUUCAGUCGUCUAUUU
Messenger RNA from Schistosoma rodhaini, 7157 nucleotides. NCBI's taxonomy places the organism in Eukaryota, Metazoa, Platyhelminthes, Trematoda, Strigeidida, Schistosomatidae. The record is from the annotation of a GenBank genome assembly.